CAGUGAGCCAGGGGGUCGGGGAGGCUCGGCCCUCGGGGGCGUGUCCGUAGAGGAGGCUGCGGAGCUCCGGGCCCCGCGCAGGACGCGGAGGCCAGCAUGGAGAGCGAGCUGGAGCCGCUGGCCCAGCAGCCGGCGAGCCCGGCCGAGCCGCACUUCCAGGCGCUGGUGGAGGCUGCGGGCGGCCGCGGGCAGGUGCUGCUGGUGGGAGAGCUGUGGGAGCGCGAGCAGAGCCGCGAGCUGCUGCGAGACUUCUCCCGCGCUGUGUUCCCUCCGGAGCCAGAGCCGGAACCAGCGUUGGGCAAGUCGGGGAAGCCCGGUAAGCCGGGCCACUACACAGAGGCCGAGAGCGCUGCCACCGCGGCGGCCAUCGGGCCGCAUCGGGCUCCGGGGGCAAAGGCAGCGCGUUCCAUCCGCUCGCCGCUGGUCUUCGUGCUGUGCCGCUCUUCGUCGCUGGCCGCCCGGGAUCCGCGGCGCCUCCUGCGGGAGAUGCUGCGGGAUGUGCGCGGCCGGCGACCGGAGGGCGCAGCGCUGGUCGGAGUCCUGGUGGCCGAUGCGGGAGCGGAGGACGCGGUGGCGUCGGGACUGCAGCUGCUGGAGACGCUGCUGCGCUCUGUGUUCGGCCGCCAGGUCGGGGGCCCGGUGCAAGCUGCUGCCUUCCGUCCCGGCUCCCCGGCCUCUAGCCUGGCAGUCCAGGAGGCGGCCUGCAGGGCCCUGCAAGCUGCAGCGCCAGGUCGACCAGCAGAAGGUGCCUGGGAAAGACCAGGCCUCCCUGGCCUACUGACUUGCUUUUCCUGGGGUCCUCGGAACCAGAGGAAGAACCAAGGAUAUGCCACCUCCUCCCAAGGCCCAGCUCAAGAACACCUCCAGGUCUCGGAGGAGGAGCUUGCACUGACAGCCAUGUGUCCCAAUGGAGACUGUGAAGACCGAAGGAGUGGAGCCAGAGCCCAGGAUAGAGUUGUCCGCACGCCAUCUGAGCCCUUGGAGGACACAAGAUGAGGACCGGACCCCUGGACUGGCCCUAACCUGCACACUGAGGUCUGGACCUUCUCAGUGGGCUUCCAUGUCACAGUGUUGACCUCAGCAGCUGGUGACUGACUGACCACAGAGACCCCACUUGCUUGGGGACUUUCACUGUUGCCAGCGAGGCAGCAAGGCCCAUGGGACCUGCCCCACACUUAGUGUUUCUUCUCUCUGUGAGCAAGGUGAUCCUGUCUCUCCGUGCCUUCAUUUCUCGGAGCCAAGGAGACACUGUACCGCUUUGCAGACAUGCCACUCUGUCUGGGGCUUCUGUUUCCCAGGAAGCUGCCAGCCCAGUGGCUCUCCACCAGGGACUAGGAUGCACCUCCAGGCAACAUUAGAAACUUGUGGGGACAAUUAGUGGGCAUCUCAUAGCCUGUAGGACGGUCCAACGCCAAAUAAUCCAUUUUCUCAGAAUACCAGUUGUGACAGUUUUGAGAGAUGGAAGAGCCAAUCCCUUCUCCCUGUCAGUCUGUGAAGAGAUCCCCUUGGCUUUCCUGGGUCCUUGGUCCCCAGAACAAGUCAAACUCAAGACCUGACUAUUGCCAUGAGGGGGCCUGUCAGGUCAGAGUUGAGAUGACCUGUGUGUUGCAGGGCCAGGACCAAAAGCGCCUUGCGUGCUGUGAGAAAAAGGGGCCUCGGUCUUUCCCGUGUAGACACUGAUUACUGUGCCAAAUCCUCUGUGGAAAAGUUUCCUGGGAGUUGCCUAGAGCACCAAGGACAGGGAAAGCCAGGGUGCUGGGGUGUUCAGCUCCCCGACUUAUAUUAGAGCUCAGGUCCUAGCCCAAGUAUUCUGGAAUCUUCCCUCUGAGGCUUUGAGUCACAGAGGGUUCACGCAGAGGCAACUGGGGAUUGCCUCUUGGCCUUGCCUGCCCCCGGAGAAAUCAGUCUUUGGAAGGGGAAGGGCCCUACUGGUUUUCCCUGAUGUGAGAAGAGCAUUGUCAGAGGGAAGUGGAUAGACCUACAUAGUCAACUGUGUUCCACUCUGCAGAUACCCAACUGUGCUGUGCUUGGUGUAGCUCCCUGUGAGGCGAUACACACCUUUGGGUCAUCAUCUCAACUCUUUCUGUGACAGCACCAAGGGAGGGGACCCUCCCUGCUCUGUGCCUCAGUUUCUUCUCGGUGAGCCACGGCCUAAUCCUGUUCCCUCUCAGUCUCAUGGAGAGAGCAUGAGGUGCGAAGGGAUUGGCAUCUUCCCGGCAUGAGGUGGAAGCAGACUCAUUUUAAUAAUGCAAGGUUGUCCUGUGGGAAGUGGUCCAGCUAGCUUAUUUUAUUCAAGUGUGAGCUAGAGGCUGGGGUAUAGUUCAGUUAGUUAGGGAGAAUCUAGCAUGCUAGUUUGAUCCCCACAGCUAUAUGAACUGGAAGAGGUGCACAUGCCUGUAAUCCUGGUUCUUGGGAAGUAGAGAGAGGAAGAUCUAAAUUUCAAAUUCACCCUCAGCUACAAUAUGAAUUGGAUGGAGGCCAGCCUGGGCUACACGAGACCCUGUCUCAAAAAAAAAGCAAGUUUGAAUUAUCAAUUUGACUUGAUUUUGGUUUUAUUGCCUUUUUUUGUUUUGUUUUUCAAGACAGGAUUUCUCUGUGUUACAGUCCUAGCUGUCCUGGAACUAGCUAUUGUAGACCAGGUUGGCCUCAAAUUCACAGAGAUCUGCCUGCUUCUGCCUCCCGUGCUGAGAUUAACUAUGUCUGCCACCACAGCUCAGCUUGAUUUUGUUUUUAAAUGGGAAGACUGAUGUAUCUGAAGCUGCUAUAUUUUUGUUACAAUGUUGACCUAUGCAAUCCUAUGUGAUCAUUCAGUUGAGUUCCAUUAUUUGAACAAGAAAAGGGGCUUGAAAUUUAAGCUGGGUAUUUGUCUAAGACAGAAGUUACAGAGUUAAAAAUCUUUUGUACUUGUUACCCGUGUUUGAAACUUAGGAAACAGCACACUUAAAUCAGCGGAGUUUCCUGGAUGAGGAAGGCUGUACCUUCCUCUCCGUCCUUCACUUGGAGCCCCAUCCCUACUGUACCUCAGGGCCUUCUGAGGCCGUCACCUCUGCUCUAAAGGGCGAUUUGCCCACCAUUCGCAUUAGUUGUGGUCUGAGUUGCCUGUUGUCUUGUUACUGGUUGCAAAGGUCGGUGUACUGAGCCUGGAUUCUGUUUCCCAGACAACAUCCUGCUGCCCAUCUUAGUACUGUUUCCCAGUGGACAGCAGGACUUGGGUUUCACCAGGGAUGGCCUUGUGGGACCCUUCCAGAGGAAAGAAGAGAGAACCAGGGGUCCCUGGGAGCCACAUGUGAGGACCUGACCACCAGCUCCACUGGGUCCUGGGGUUCUAACCUGGAAUGUGAUGGUAGUUCCUCUGCUUUUGACAUGAGUCCUGGCUCUUUAGAUCUAAUAAACCAGACAGUGCCUCACCGGUAUCUGAUAGAA
Chionomys nivalis (European snow vole) is the source of this 3423-nucleotide messenger RNA. It is a transcript of the gene C2H2orf72, whose product is annotated as chromosome 2 C2orf72 homolog. NCBI's taxonomy places the organism in Eukaryota, Metazoa, Chordata, Mammalia, Rodentia, Cricetidae. The record is from RefSeq and is a predicted model, not a curated record. The transcript has 3 exons. Bases 97 to 996 code for a protein of 299 amino acids.